AUGCAUUUCAAUCGAAUCCUUCUCCUAGCUGCGGCCUCGUUUGCCGUAGCGGCCCCCGAGCCCAAACCCAACCCCGUUGCAAUGCCAGCGCCCGAGACGACGGGCCUACUUUCGGAGCUGCCGGGCAUUCUAAGCGGUGCUGAAGAUCUGCUCAGUCAAGCCAACAUCAACAAUCUUCAGAUCAUCAUUGGCAAUGCGGCCAAGCUGCUCUCCAACUCCAACCUCGACAUCCUGCAGGAUAUCCUCACCAAUGCGCACAGUCUACUGACGAAGGAGUUUGUGGACAACACUACUACUCUGAUCGGGGAUGCCACACCGCUCGUGGAGGAUGUGUCAAAGCUGCUGGGUGGAGUGCUGGGAACCUUGUAG
This is a messenger RNA of Penicillium atrosanguineum, 369 nucleotides long. RefSeq lists its product as uncharacterized. Lineage: Eukaryota; Fungi; Ascomycota; Eurotiomycetes; Eurotiales; Aspergillaceae. The transcript has 2 exons. The record is from RefSeq and is a predicted model, not a curated record. Bases 1 to 369 code for a protein of 122 amino acids.